AUGAGUGCCAGCAAACAAGAGCCAGGGACUCAGAAGGAGGAGGCGGAGGAGACCCUAGCUGGAUUGAUGCCGCCAACGGAAGUUGGUGGGGCUGCUGCACCAGGCACCCCCAAGUCCACAGCAGCUGACAGUGCAAUGCAGUUCGAGGUGGCAAUCAUGCCAGAUGAGAGCCAGACUGGCGUUGAUGCUUUCAAACACGGUGUCUUGAAAUCUCUGACAAAAGUGUUGGACAAAUUUGGCAACGUGAGCAAUUUCCUUCAGCGGAGGCACCAGUGUGAUAAGGAGCGCCAAGAUUUUGCCAAUAGCCUUCAUCAUCUUUGCAGAGCAGGCCUACCUGACUGGGAUGUUGAGGAAGGCAAGCUGCCAUCAUCAAAGGUGGAAGCGGUGCAGAUGAGCAACUGUCUCAAACUGCCUGUGGCAGCCUUUGCUUUUGAUCCACACUGUGCUGUGCGAUCCCCACCUGACAACUGGCACAUCUUGGAGCUUGCUGAAUCCAUUCUGAAUGAAGGGUUCAUCACCACCACCGAUCCAAUCAUGGGGAUGCAGAGCGCGGAAGUACUUCAAGGUGCAAGCCUUGCUCAUGUCCAGCCCCCUUGGUCUGGGAAUUUGCUGCCUUUUUCAGUAGGCUUUUCCAAAGGCCGAGCUCGAAUUCACACGUUGCUGGCAAUCUUGAGGGUUCACCCUGUGCUGGCAGAGUCGGUGGUGAGUAUCAACGCCCACAUCUUAGAGCAUGCCUCCAAGCAGCAGGAGUUGAUCUACAAUUUCAAGCUGUCCAAUCGUGGAUCACUGCGGAGGCCACCGUCCAUCAUGGAAUGGGUCCAGAGCAUUAAACAACUUCGCGGGCAAGGUGCUGAUGUUGACCUGCAGGCAAUCAUCAAGAAGUUCAACCACGGCACGAUCAAAUCAUUGCAAUUGGGUGGAGCCAAAGCUGUUGCUGUCAGGAACCUUCUGGAAACAAUGCCUGCCUCAGCCUUGAAUGUCAUUGAGGCCCAUGUCCAGAAGCUUGGGUGGCAGAACAGCUGCUUCUCAGAUGAUUGCUUGAGCAGCAAGCGGGUGUUGCCAACCUACAAUUUCCGUCACCAAGCUGGUGGAUUGUGGUCCAAGCUUGGCAAGAUGGGCGAGGAAGCCACUUUGUGCCUUUUCAAGCAUGUGACAGUUGCCUAUGAGACAACCCCUCCAGCCGCCCGGAAAUCUUUCAGCAAGGCGGAAUUGGAUGAGAAAGCUGAGGAAGCAGCUUUUGUGGUGAAUUGUGCAAGUUUGGCCUUGAAUGAGGCGCCGGUCAAUUACGCUGAGCUGUACGAGAAGUUUGUAGGACCAUACAGCGAGAGUGACCCCAGCGUUCUCUUGGAAGUUCAAUGUGCACUUGGGCAGAAGGACCCAGCUUUUGCUUUGCGGUCUUUGAAGCCUUUGAAAGACGCGCUGGAUGCCCAUGCCACCAGCCGACCACUUGGGGAUGACCCAUCACAAAGUGUGCAUUUAUCCAACUUGGAAGCAGACGCCUACGAGCUUCUGCAGCGAAGAAUUGAGUAUGAUUUGAAAUGCUUCAGGGUCUACAAGUCCAAAUUGGAGAGCCAUGAGACCGCACAGUUUCAUGCUGAGUUGAACCAUCGGAAAGGAGCCUAUGAUGCUUCUCUCUCAGCAGCAAAGAAACUGAUGGCUUCCAACGUCAAGGUGAUCAGCUCUCCAAAUUUGCACACCGUCCUCCAAGAGUACAAUGACUUUGUGGGCCAGUUUUGCAAGAUGUUUGGCUUGGCAAAAGAAUCGCUGGUCACCGACUUAGCUUUGGUCAUCAUUUCCAUCUUGAACUGGAGUGCUUUAUGCCGGGUGAACAACGACCGGCAGCAGCUUCAAUCCCGUGCAGUGGCGGUCAUUACCAAUUCUGAUGGUGGAUCACAGCAAGUUGGAAUUGUGCUACUUCCCCAAUUUGGCUAUCAAAGAGGACAGCUGUGGAUGCAAGAGCAUCACUGUCUCAAGGCACUAAGCUCGGCAGGGCUGCACGUGGACCGAACAUUUACACUGCCGUUUUCAGCCAGGGUUGAUCAGAGAGACAAUCGUCCUUUGAUGUACCAUGGGCGGAUUGUGUCUUCUUUGGGCCUCUCAGAGAAAGAUUGGGCCCUGAAGAACUCAGAGCUUGUCCGGAAUCAACGCUGUGAGCCUGCAGAGCAGCUGCCUGCCUCCAGCAUGGUCUUCGUUGAAGACUUGCAGCCAGACGCCACGCCAUGCACGACCGACUUGGAUGGGCUUGUGAGCGGCGCCAAGAAGUACGAGCAAGUGGGCAGUUCUGGCUAUGGUCGGAUUCUCCAGAGCGCAGUGGCAGGCUUGAAUUUGCCACCAAAGGGUGGGAUUGUUGUGUUUGACGCAUCCUUGUCUGUCGGUGACUGCUUUGAUGCAUGGAUGGAUGUCAAAAAUGAUUGGCAAGUCCCCACUGCUUACGUUGGCCUGCCAGAAGAUAUGGUUGUGGCUGAAUGGUUUCAGAAGACCAGGCAGCAGGCCAUUGCUCGGAAGCACAUGCAUGGAGACCUGUCAAUCCCUGGCUGUCCACGAGUCGAUCCUGAGCUGCCAGCUGAGCACAAGACGCAGGAGUGGAGCUCUCAUGCGGUCUUUGGGGAUACCUUCCGGUCCACCUUGGACAAGAUCAUUGAGGAAUUUGGGGAGGCGCCAUCAGCUCAAGAGGUGAAGCAGGAAGAAUCUGAAGCAGGAAACCCAAAGAAGAGGAAAGGUAGGGGUGAGACUCAGGCCACAGUUGCAAAAUGCACCAGGUCAGCUGUGCCUGUGAAGCAGAUCCCCAUCCAGUCCAUUGGGAGCGAGCAAGUCCUGCUGGAGACAGAGUUGGUCAAUUGCAAGAACAAGGGGUUGAAAUUGCAAAUGAAAGCUGGAGGGAAAGUGUAUGUCUUGAAUACCAGCUCCACUGCCGCCAAGCUCCCGGCGGGGUUGGUUUUGGCAGGAUUUGGCAAAGGCUCUUACAAGCAGAGAGCUGCUUUGGAGCCUGUGGGAGAGAAGGAGGUUCUCUUCACCCUUCAGCCUGAGACCAUGGUUUUGAUGGGCAAUACCUUGAAGAGUGUGAGGUCUGUGGUGGAUGGAAAGCGAUCCACGGAUCCCCAUGCCAAAGUCGCGUACCAUGAGAUGUCUGAGGCAAGCACGACCGAGGAUCCAAGCAAGUUUGAUCUGAAGCUGACAACUCGCAUUGUCUUUGUCCCCACGGGCCCAGCCAAGGCCAAGGAAGAGGAGGGUGAGGGCUUCAGUGGAGCUCAAGUCUCAGCAGCCCGCAUGGUACCUAUGGAAGCGUGGGUGAAGGGCAGUUUGGCUUUCCCUGCUUGGUGUGUGCGCUGGGCCCCACAAGGCCUGAUGCCGAUUCGCCCAGUGAUCGUGUUGCUGCAGGAGAUCAUGCUGGAGCCUGCUCAUGGCGUGAUGCUUUGA
This is a messenger RNA of Durusdinium trenchii, 3417 nucleotides long. Lineage: Eukaryota; Dinophyceae; Suessiales; Symbiodiniaceae. The record is from the annotation of a GenBank genome assembly.